This is a messenger RNA of Xylona heveae TC161, 1441 nucleotides long. RefSeq lists its product as hypothetical. The record is from RefSeq and is a predicted model, not a curated record. The coding region runs from base 313 to 1362 and encodes 349 amino acids. The transcript is spliced from 6 exons. NCBI's taxonomy places the organism in Eukaryota, Fungi, Ascomycota, Xylonomycetes, Xylonales, Xylonaceae.
CAUGAGCCGACAUAUUUCUCGGGCCGCAGGAUGGCGUCCCAACCGCAGCGUAAAAAGAAAAUGUGCAUGCUCGCAGCAGCGCUCGUCCACCCCUGACAGGAAAAUGCCCCAAGAGCCCACCCGCUGGGAUAAGCAAGCAUUAAUCCCUCGGGCUUGUCCGCCAUGUCCCAUGCAAGUGUGGAGACUGGGGUUGGUCAUAUACGUUAUUCAAUGCUGCGUGAACAAUACACAAAUAGUGAGCAGAGCUCACGUCAAGGACCUUCUGAAUCUUUGCGACCUUGAUCGGUCCAUGAGGCAUCUUUAGAUGUCACCAUGGUUUGGGUGUACGGAGCCUCGCCCGAGCUCAAUGCUCAGUCGAGGUAUCCGGCCAUUGUGGCCGUGUCGGUCGUACUGACUUUGGUCAUGAUGUCUGUAGUAGGACUGCGUUUUCACGCGCGGAUUGGCAACAUUGGACCGGAUGACUGGGUGAUUUCUGUGGCAAUGACCUUCAGCGUAGUGUAUAAUAUUCUCUGCAUUGUCCAAACAAGAUAUGGAUUGGGCCUUCCACUGGCUCUGCGACCUAAAAGUAAUCUAUCGACAUACUCAAAGGUUAAUUUUGCCGGUAGACCAUUUUAUCAGACCGGCAUUGCGCUCUUUAAACUCUCCCUUUGCAUCAGUUACCUGCGUCUGACGAGGCGGGCUCAUAAAAGAUAUUAUCAGAUCUUGAUCUGGGUAGUUGCCUUCAUUUCAACGGCAGGUCACUUGGCUGGCACAUUUGUUCUCAUCUUCAACUGCAAUCCUGUCCAUAAGUCCUGGGCGCCAAAGACGCCCGGAAAGUGCUUACCGUUUGGACCUACCAACUAUGGUCUUGCCGGCUUCUCCAUUGCUUGUGAUGUCAUCAUCUUCAUCCUCCCCAUCCCGCUUUUCCUAAAUUUGUCACUCAAUCGCUGGGCCAAAGCCGCGCUGUGUGGUGUAUUCUCCCUUGGUCUUUUGACUACAGUCUGCUCGAUCCUACGGCUCUUGCAAAUCCAUAACAUUGCAUAUGGAAAUGGCGAUUCCACCAUGCUUGUGACAUGGGGGACUGUCGAAUUUAAUGUUGGCAUAAUUGUGAGCUCGCUACCAUUCUUGAAAAAUCUUAUCAAAGCUCUUCGGGUUCCCAGUUUGAAGCGGCUUUACGAAUCCCGCAACCACAACAAGCAGCAGGAUUAUUCGCUACACAGCUUCGGACACAGCGGCACAAUAGAAGGGAGCAAAGCAAGCAGAAACCGGAGCGAUAGUGAAGAGAACAUCCUAUUUCCUGAGGCUCUGGCGGAAGGAGGAAUCCGCAAAACGACGGAAUACCAUGUUUCCACUUCAAGCAGCCAUGGAGCCAACAGUCUUUGAGCGAAAUUUUUGCUUAGAUCCAAUUUCGGUAACCGUCCUUGUUCGAUAGACUACCCGUGAGAAGGUAAAUAGAUCAAUG